GGCACAGGGAAGAAGAAGAAAGACAAAGACGACAAGAACAAAAUUUUGGUGGCAGAAUUCAGAGUCUCAAUGCAUUGCAAUGCUUGCGAAAGAAGUGUUGCUAAAGCCAUUUCCAAAAUUAAAGGGGUGGAAACUUUUAUGACGGAUAUGCCGAGAAAUAGAGUGGUGAUAAAGGGGAGAAUCAAUUCUGAGAAAGUUGUGAAGAAAAUAAAAAAGAAAGCAGGGAAGAGAGCUGAAAUCUUGAAGAUUGAAGAAGUAGAAGAUGGCAGCAAAAAAGAUCAAGGGGCUGCAGCAGCAUUACAGGAAACUCCAUGCCAAUAUUUGCAAAUUCAGCAAUCUUUGUUGCUUGAUCAUCCUUGUUGGGACAAUGAGGUCUAUAAUAUGUUCAGCGAUGAGAAUCCAAAUGCUUGUUCAAUUAUGUAA
This is a messenger RNA of Oldenlandia corymbosa var. corymbosa, 423 nucleotides long. NCBI's taxonomy places the organism in Eukaryota, Viridiplantae, Streptophyta, Magnoliopsida, Gentianales, Rubiaceae. The record is from the annotation of a GenBank genome assembly.